Molecule: messenger RNA, 606 nt
Organism: Linum tenue
Lineage: Eukaryota; Viridiplantae; Streptophyta; Magnoliopsida; Malpighiales; Linaceae
Source: the annotation of a GenBank genome assembly
AUGCUCUCGACCUCUGUAGCUGAUAGUUUUCUUCCGGCGCAGGCCCUGGUCCCGUCGGGGCGGCCUCCGGACUCUACAAACGCGCUUCUUUGCUCUUCGACGGAUCAGACAGGUAACGAGGCGAUCGCCCCGUCGACGGACAUGGCGGUUGAGGCUUCCCCUCCACCGGUGGUGUCGCAACCGAUGAUCUCGUAUGCUAGUGCGGUGGUGGGUCAUAAAAACGUGACUACACAGAGCCCAAUCGCCAGCCUCUGGACCCCUGUCGGAGAGCACGAUCUCAUCCCGGGAGAACGGAACGGGGAACCAGCCCUGAGAGUCUCGACGUCUUUCAAGAACAAGAUAUGCGAGCCUUGGCAACGCACUCUUGUAGUGAGACUCCUCGGAUGCAAAAUUGGAUUCGCUGCCCUGUGCUCCCGCCUCCGGUCGCUCUGGAGACCAGUGGGAUCGUUGGAAGCCAUAGACCUCGAUCAUGAUUGUUUUCUGGUGAAGCUUUCUAACGAGCAGGAUUACUUCCGCGCGUUAACGGACGGUCCCUGGGUCAUCUAUGAUCAUUAUCUAGUAGUUCAGCAGUGGACGCCCAAUUUCAAGGUUUCGGACCCCAAAUGA